AUGGCAGAUGAAGCCCCCGAAGAGGAGGUGGAUCCUCCGGCAUCGGACGGCUCCACGGCUUCGCCCCAUCCGAACUCCCCUCCAAGGGGACCUCCGCCGCCGAGGCCAAUAUGGGUACUUCGUGAAGCCUCGUACAACCUCUCGGCGGCGCUUGGCACAGUGAUUCAGUCCAUGGGAGGGCAGAUUCAAGAGGUGCUCACGCACCCACCUUUCGACUGGCAAGAGCAUGAAGGUCUGGUUAUGGACAUCCGCCCAAUGAGGCCCUCGGAUCGGUUCCACCCCCAUGUGAUGUGGGUGGGGGACGGAACGCCACCGCGAGAUACAUAUCAUGUACCAGGCACCGACCCACCGCUGGCUCCUAAUGAAUUCCUGGCCGGAGCGCCUGGGACUGCCACCAUGACCGAGACUGAGGCGCCUGAGGCCCCAACCAGAGACACGGCCGCGGGCCUGGAGGCAGCAGCAGCGGAUGCUGAAUGGGAUGAGAUACUACGGGCUUUGGACAUACCUACAGGGGAUGAUGAUCUAGAUCCCGACUACCAGGUGGACCCAGAGUGGGCACUCCGCGACCAUGGCGGCGACGCCGGCGAAAGCCCAUGUGACCCCCAAGGCUCCCUCAAGCAUGCCGUUAGCUAUGCCCUCGUCGACGGCCUCGGGAUCUACCGGCUCAACGGGCACCAUCUUGUCGAGCACGACCCCCGUGACUUCAACGGCGGUGACACCCAAGGCCUCGUCUACAACAUCCGGAGCCCUUCCGCAGGCUAA
Molecule: messenger RNA, 762 nt
Organism: Symbiodinium sp. CCMP2456
Lineage: Eukaryota; Dinophyceae; Suessiales; Symbiodiniaceae
Source: the annotation of a GenBank genome assembly